Molecule: messenger RNA, 3482 nt
Organism: Magallana angulata
Lineage: Eukaryota; Metazoa; Mollusca; Bivalvia; Ostreida; Ostreidae
Product: cytochrome P450 1B1-like
Exons: 4
Coding region: 253-1815 (520 amino acids)
Molecular function (GO): oxidoreductase activity, acting on paired donors, with incorporation or reduction of molecular oxygen; iron ion binding; monooxygenase activity
Source: RefSeq, a predicted model, not a curated record
CCUAGGUUGGCGUCUGGUUAACCAUGAUUGUCUUCGGAGCGUUUGUAAAUAAUGUAAACACAUGUAAUAAUUUGAAAUCAAUACAAAUUGAUUUUGAAAAUCUUUUAAAGACGUUUACUCAAAAAUUGUUUUGGAAAUAAUGGUGAAAACGUUGAAAAUUUUAAAGCUAUCAAGUUUCUUGUAUAUGGACGAUUAAUAAUACAGGAAACGUUGUUUUCUUCGUAGCUCGAAUUAUCUCAGUGUUUUGUAAUCAUGAACGAUUCGGUAAUUUCAUCGGUAUCAAAACUGAUUCUUUCCUCAGAUGAAAUCAUUCAGAAUUAUUUGACUAACUACUCUAUCAAACUACCAAACGUAUUUUUCCUAGCUCUUACUUUCUGUGUGAGUUUUGUGUAUUUGUGGCGAAAACAGUUACUGAAUUAUCCUCCAGGCCCAAUAUCGCUGCCGUUCAUUGGAAAUUUGGACUUCUUUAAAUCUAAAUCAUAUAUACGAAUUGCAAAUUUAAAAGAAAUUUAUGGAGAUAUAUUCAGUUUGAAAGCAGGUAAAUGGGAUGUGGUAGUUGUGUGUUCAAAAGAAGGAAUCAUUGAAGGACUGACAGAUCCUGAGAAUAACUUUGAUGGCAGACCAGAUUUUUUAGCAUUCCAUAAUUUGUUCAUGGGAAAUAGACAAUUAGGCAUUUCAACAGCUGACCUUGAUCUGAAAACACAAGUGAAAAAGGAAUAUAUAAUACAGAGUCUGAUCAGCCAUUGGAAUCCUGAACCGGGACAAGGCCAGUUAUCAUACUCAAUAGAAAAGUUGAUAGUGAAGGAGAUCCUUAGUUUAAUGUGCUUCUUUAUUAAUGAAGAAGGUGCUUUUGAUCCCGCAGAGUGCUUUAAAUUUGCUCAUCUACAUAUCAUGAUGUCAUUACUUUUUGAGGAUGCAUACGAUGUAGAUGAUCCCAUUACACAUGAAAUAUAUGAUUGUUUAGAAAACAGAAAAGAUGCCAUGAAUGUUAAACUUUAUAAUUAUUUUCCAAUUUUGAAAACCAUCUAUAAGCAAAAGAUAAGCCAACUUGAGGAGAGGAAUGCCCUAUUGACCAGAUACCACCGAAUUCUGUUGAACCAGCACAAGGAUACUUACAAUCCCACUGAAUUACGAGAUCUUGUAGAUCAGCUCCUGAUUUUUAUUGAGACAGGAAAUGAUCGUGAGUUAUUUGACUCCGAUGACAUGGACAGCCUCAUUCUAGAGUUAGCAGGGUGUGGCUUCUCCUCAGUUCCCGCUCUGUUGACAUGGCUGAUGGGAUAUAUGGCAGUUUUUCCCGACAUUCAAACGAAAAUGCAGAAAGAGAUGGACCAAGUUGUUGGCAGGGAUAGAUUUCCAACCUUAGCAGAUCAACCCUUCCUUCCUUACACAAUGGCUGUGAUAUUUGAAGUUCAAAGAAAUGUUACCUUGUUUCCAUUUCUGCAUCCUCACAGAGUGAUAAAAAACUGUGAAUUUUUAGGUUAUAACAUCCCAAAGAACACUGUUAUGCUGUUUAGUGUUUGGAGUCUUCACCAUGACAAGAAGCUCUGGAAAAAUCCAUCAAAGUUUGACCCAUGCAGGUUUCUAGAUUCCUGUGGUAGAUUGACCAUCCCUGAGCACUUUAUCCCCUUUGGCCUGGGGGAGAGGCGGUGCCCGGGGGAGGCACUGGUUGAUAUGGAGGUGUACCUGUUCUUUACACACAUCAUGCAUCAGCUCAAUGUCCGGGCAGAGGGAACUAUCCUGAAUCUGGAGUCAGACUACAGACUGGCCAUCCAGCCCAAACCUUUCAAGAUUAGGAUCAGUAGUAGGGAAGAUUGAAGCAUAUUUCAUAGGCAGUAUUUGUAGCUACAUUUAAAAUAAAAUGAGUUAAGAUAUUUAAGAAUCUAUUUUAGUAAAAACUCUCACCAGAAAAAUAGUGAAAGUAAUGUGCCUUGUUAACGUUUAACCCAUCUACUGGCAAUGCUUGAGAUCAAAGUUAUGUUAAUGUUGUAAUCGUGUCUUGUAUUUUGUUUCAUUUACUCGUGGACAUCAAUUUUCAUAGAUUUUGUUUAAUCCACAUUUCAAGAAUAGAUGUAUUCAUCAUGUUCAUGAGCAAUGGCUCUCCCAGUACAAUUUCUUGUCCUGUUUCUUACUUUGAUGGAAAUCAAAUUUUGUUGAUUGGUUAAAUCAUGUAUGUUGUACAUGAAAAAAGGUUCAUACUGGUAAUUCAGAGCAUUAUGAGUGAGCUUUGAAAACAUCAAGUCACUGGUUCAAAACCAGUUGUGGCCACUUGAUGUUUUUAGACAAGGUCCAUCAAGGGGUAGUCACUGACUCUUACUGACCCAGCACGUCAGACACAGGGUUACGGAUCUGACCAUUUGUACCUUGGAAAAGAUUAAAUUAAUUGAAGACAUAAGUAUUGAUUUUAUUUAGAAGUUACAUGUAGGUGGUAUUGAAGAUGUACUUAGGAUUUAGUUAAACAUUUUACAGAAAUGGUACUGUGUAGCAUGGAUGUUCAUCAACCAAUCAUAGGAUUUUUUUUAACUUGUAAUAAAUUUUAUAUCAAUUGAGAAUCCAUUUCCUGGUUCAAGUGUAAAGCUCAGGGGUUCCAGCAAGUCAUUAAGUGCAAUAGGCUGAUGGGUGUCUUUCCGUCCAAAACUUAAAGAAUUAACGAAGGAAAAAUAAUGUGAGAGAAUUUAAGAUGUUCCCAUACUAGUACAUGUAUAUUGUUUACCGCAUCAUAAACAGUAAUACAUGUAUUUUGAUACAUAGUGAACUAUUUAAUUAAUCAGUUAACCAAAGACAUAUCAAAACUACAUGUAUUUUGAUGUUUUGUGUCCGUAUUACGUAAAAAUUUUGUGAUAGCUGAAUUUAUUGAGGUUUGACUGUGAUAGCUGUAAUAUAUAAAUACAGGAGUAUUACAAACUUGAGUGUAUUCAUCUUGAAGUGUUAUAAUAGAUCUUGUGCUAUACGUAUGACGGUACCUGUUUAUAUACAAUGAUCUCCAAUCUGAUUAAAAUUAGAAUUGAGUCUAAUUGUAAUUAGAUUGCAAUGACCUUAUAAAGGUUUGACUUUAUAUGUCUAUGGAAAAUAUGUUUGUGAUUUGUGUAGAUAUAGUUACCCCCAAGAUACGGUCAAAUAUCGACAUAAUAACUUCUAGUCAUUUUUUUCUGUUUACACUACAGUCAUUUUUGAGUUUAUAUAUGAACAUGAAAUAUGUUUUAAUUUGUGUAUAUGUAGUAAUCCCCAAGAUACGGUACAUUUUUGACAUAGUAACUUCUUGUCAUUUUUUCUAUUUACACUACUGUCAUUUUUAAAAUGAUUUAUUUGUAUUGGUUUAGUAACACAAAUUGUAAUUGUUGAAUUAAUAAAUAUAAAAAAAUCUACGUGUAAAGCUUUAAUAUGCUUAUCUUUGUGAAAGCUGAGAAUGAAGCACGAAUAGUAUCUUAUUAUUCACACAGAGAGAGAGAGAGAGAGAGAGAGAGAGAGAGAGAGAGAGAGCAAUG